GUGCACUGAACUGGAUACAGUGUUUUAGAAGAGGACUUGGCUUUUCUGUCUUGUGUGCUCUGUGCUUUUAUUUUGGAAGGGACUGUUUUUCUCAAACAGGACACUAUGCUGAAGUUUAGUGUCACCCACAGCUCCAGUCACAAUGAGCGGAAGGUGACCUGUAAGCACCCAGUGUCAGGCAUCCCCUCGCAGGACAACUGCAUCUUUGUCGUAAAUGAACAAGUGAAUUGUGCAAAGCUUGUCCACCCUGACAAGCCCAUAGAGGUUCUCACCAGGCCGGCUCCUAAGGCUUCGUCAGAGCAGAGCAGCACCAGUGACAAUAAGGAACGUCCCAUGAGCACCAUGAGUGAGGCAUCAAACUACACAGGUGGCUCCGACUACAGCACCUUCAAUGCCAGCCCAGCCACCACCGUCACUACUGCCACCACCACCACCUCCACUUCAUCGACACGGCCCUCAAGGUCUUCCAAAAAAGUACACAACUUUGGAAAGAGGUCCAACUCCAUCAAGAGGAAUCCCAAUGCCCCAGUGGUCAAGAGCAACUGGCUUUACAAGCAGGACAGCACUGGCAUGAAGCUGUGGAAAAAGAGGUGGUUUGUCCUGUCUGACAUGUGCCUCUUCUACUACCGCGAUGAGAAAGAAGAUAGCAUCCUGGGAAGUAUCCUGCUGCCCAGUUUUCACAUCUCCAUGCUGUCAGUGGACGAUCACAUCAGCAGGAAAUACGCCUUCAAGGCCACUCACCCCAACAUGCGGACGUAUUAUUUCUGCACUGACACAGCCAAAGAGAUGGAAUCCUGGAUGAAAGUCAUGACUGAUGCUGCCCUCGUCCACACCGAACCAACCAGAAGACUGGAUAAGUUGAAAGUGGACCAGCGGACGCCUCACGAGUUGAACAACUUACUCAACCACAGAGUCCUAACCCGACCCGAGAUCCAGAACAACGAGCGCAACCGCGAGCCUCUGCGACAGCACUCCUUAUCUCGAGUUGACGACAAACGGCAAAAAGACAUUGAGAAACACAACGGCCAGAGAGAGCGUGAGUACUAUACGUUACAGAGGGACGGGGAGAGGUACUCCCUGAAGAAAGACGGCGUGAGCUACACGGUUCAGAAGGACGGAGACAGGUAUCUCCUCCACAAGGACGGGGAGAAGUACCUGCUGCGAAAAGACGGCGAGAAAUCUGUGCUGCAGAAAGACGGAGACGUGUGUGCCAUUCACAGGGACAUGGAGAAGUACGCUGUUCAAAAAGUGGAUGAAAAGUACACAGUAAUGCCAAUGGAGGAUAAAUAUGCUCCAUCUAAAGAUGGAGAGAAGUACUUGCUCACGAAGGAUGGUGAAAAAUAUGCACUGCAGAAAGUAGGAGACAGACACACACUCCAGAAAGACGGACAGAAAUACGUUCCUCAAAAAGAAGUGAAGAGGCAGCUGUCAUUAAAGGAGACAGAGAGAUACAGCACGAUGAGUGACAAUAAAUAUGGUACUAUACAAGUUGUGGACAAAUACGGCACUGUGAAGGAAGUGAAGAAAUACAGCACGCUACGAGAAGGAGAUAAAUACGCCACCCUCACAGACGUACAGAAGUAUGCUACGGUCCGUGGUGGAGAUAAAUACGGCUUUCAGAGAGACCCGAGUGCAGAGAGGACUCUCACUAAAAUCAGCAGCAUCAAGCUGCAGCCGGCACAGGCCGCCGCCAUCGCGGCCGCGGUGUCCGCGUCUCGCCAGGGCCAGGCCAACCUCAACGUCCAAAAGCCUGUGCAGGUCAACGGCUCUGGAUCCACAUCAGGGGAGCAGCAGACUGGGGACUGCAGCCCAGCAGAGGUGGACGCCAGCCUGGCUGGGGGUCCAUUAAAGUCCCCUGCUCCAGUCCAGGAGCCGGAGAGAGGACUGUCCAGGACCAACUCCAUGCAGCAGCUGGAGCACUGGGUGCGCACACACAGGACGAGAGGACCGGAUGAGGAAACCAGGAGUAUUACGUCCUAUCAGACCUUACCCAGGAACAUGCCCAGCCACCGUGCUCAAAUCGUGCCCCGCUACCCGGAGGGCUAUCGCACGCUGCCCCGCAACAGCAUGGUCAGGCCCGACAGCAUCUGUAGCGUGGCGGGCUCCGUCUAUGACAGGGCCCUCCGUCCCGCGUCCACCACCACUGUCACCACGGCGGAGAAAAGGAGGUCGAUGAGGGACGACACCAUGUGGCAGCUGUAUGAGUGGCAGCAGAGGCAGGCCUACUCCAGGCAGAGUCUGGCACAGCCAACAGGUGUUGGUCAUUAUGGCACCCUCCCCACCACAAAGACCAUGGGCAACAUCUCCGAACACACCGUGGCGCACUCCAUCCCCACCUCGCCGUCUCACGGCUCCCUGGCUCUCUACAGCACCUUCUCCCCUCCUCGCCAGCAGGUGGCUCACAACCCCAACAGUACCCACUCUGAGGUGUCGUCACCUGUUUUCAGGGGGGACGCAACGCUGGACCAUCGGCACAAGACGCAACUUGCUAAGUAUGGCUACCAGCCAGACCGACGAUCCAUCGCAGCUGGCGUCCCUCCUCAGACAAUCACCCCACAGUCUCUGCAAGGCAAAACACCCGAGGAACUGACCCUGCUGCUGAUCAAGCUCCGCCGGCAGCAGGCGGAGCUCAACAGCCUGCGGGAACACACGGUAGCUCAGCUAAUGGCCCUGGGUUUGGAGGGGCCCAACGCUAAGACUGAUGUUCUUUCUCAUCACCUCCAGAGGAACCUUAUUUACCUGGACAGCCAGACGAAGGAGAAUGAGCCUCUAAUCUUCAUGAUUCACACUAUGAUCGAGAACUCGGCACCAAGGCCGCAACUCUACCAGCAAAUCAGCCCGGAGGACUACAAAGACGGCUCCUUCAUCCAGCGCACAGAGGAGGCCGACAUAGACACCAAGCUGAGCAGACUGUGUGAGCAGGACAAGGCGGUGAGGAUGCAGGAGGAGAAACUCCAGCAGCUACACAGAGAGAAGCACACACUGGAGACGGCCCUCCUGUCGGCCAGUCAGGAGUUGAGUGAACAGAACGGAUCCAACGCUACAGCCAUACAGAGCCUGGUCCAGCAGAGAGACGUGCUGCAGAACGGCCUGCUCAGCACCUGCAGAGAGCUGUCCAGAGUCAGCACUGAGCUGGAUCGAUCCUGGAGGGAGUAUGACCGAAUGGGGGCAGAUGUCACUCUGGCCAAGACCAACCUGCUGGAGCAGCUGGAGGCCCUGGGCAGCCCACAGACAGAGCCUCCGAGCCAGCGGCACAUCCAGAUCCAGAAGGAGCUGUGGAGGAUCCAGGACGUGAUGGAAGCUCUGGCCAAAAACAAACCACAGCGGAGCACAGACUGCAGUUUUCCUGGUUCCAAACCACUCUCCAGUAUACAGAAGAAUGAGGCAGUGACGCUGCUGCCACUCAGUCCUCUCGAGGAGGGCGACAGUGUGCCCCCUCGCCCGCCCCUCCCUCAGUACUACGACUCAUCAGAGCGUCCCCCUCACGUGCCCCCCCACCACUCGCACACCAGCGGCCGACUGGCCGGCCACACGCACCGCCCCGAGGACCGCAAGGCCGGCUCCAGGAACGGAGCGCACAGCCAAGCUCCAGACUACCGGCUGUAUAAGAGUGAGCCUGAGCUAACCACAGUGAAGGAGGAGGUGGACGAAGCCAACGGCGAGGACAAGGACAAGACAGAGAGUUCUGGCGAGAGUAAAGAUGCGACAGGAUCUAAAGUACCCCCCUACCCUGUGGGCAUCGUUCCUCCCAGGACCAAAUCUCCCAUGAGCCCUCCCGAGUCCUCCACCAUCGCCUCUUAUGUCACUCUGAGGAAGACCAAGAAGCCUGAAUCCAGAUCAGACCGUCCUCGGAGUGCAGUGGAUCAGACGGGAUUUGGGGAGCGAGAGGUGGGCAGGAUGAGGAUGAGUGUGGAGGAGCAGCUGGAGAGGAUGAGGAGAAACCAAGAGGCCUCAUCGCUCCGAGAGAAGAAGAGAGAAACCCCGUCCCGCUCACCUUCCUUCAGCAAAGAAAACCCUUUUAUUAUCCUGCAGAAUCGGGUCCAGGCGGAGGGGGCCUGUGCAGACCCUGUGGAGCUGGAGGCAGCUCUGCAGCAGCUGAAGGUGGCUCACAUGGAGCAGAGCAGGAUGGCUGCAGAGGCUACACCACAGGAAGUGCAGAGAGCGGAGGAGGUGCAGCAUGACAGAGACGUGACCCUGCAGAGUGGGAUGGAGCCGCAGGCUGAGACUAACAGCAUACACACCGAGCUGUGUGAAAGCCAGAGGGUGGUGAUUCUGGACCUGGGUACGGAGCCUCAGCGUGUGGAGAUUGUAAACCUUCAGCCUUUUGAGGAUGACGAAAGCCGAGAGCAAGAUCUGACCAGCUCACCAACAAACACCACCGAAAACAGCUUCCAGACUCCCGAGCCUGAGACGCCGAGCCCGGAGCCGAGGGAGGAGGACCCAGAUGUGACGCAGCAGACCACCAGAGAAGAGAAGCUGGAGAAGAGCCUGGAUUCUUCCAACCAGCUAACGGCGGACGACAAGAAACACAGCAACAACAACAACAACAUGUUGGCUUCACAGACGUUCACCUUGGUGACCAGCGACACGUGAGCAACGCCGGCCUCAACGUCCGCACACUGGCGUCCCCGUAAAAAGCCCAAAUGUAGCCAGCCUGCACCGAGCAUGCUCCACGGCUUCCUGCGUUUACAACAGAACUUUUUUGAUACUACUGUUACAUGCCCAUGAGGAGACUAAGACGGACGGCAGCCCUGCUUAGAGACACACAGACGGGCCGCCGUCAAAUCCAGACAGAGAGGAAGGCAGAUGUACUGUAUCUUUAGCUCCUGUUAGAUCUGUCCAUACUGAGCAGAACACACACUCUAUGGAGUCAUGUUCACCCCAAAACAUUUCUGCAUCAGAGUCACACUGUGAAAUGGUUUAAUCUUUUAGAAGACUGAAAUAUACUGUAUCUGCAAGCACAGACGUGUUCUUUGGGGUUGUAAAAUAAGUCUGUCACCACAUAAGAUGACUCACUCUCAUGUCAGAUUCACAACAAACCCUUUUUCUGGCUUCUCAAUGAGUCUCCAGCUGCGCAGUGACAGACAGCCACACAUAUCUGUACUUCGAAAAGGGAAGUGGUAAACCAAGAGAGCGCCGACUCGAGUCAGAUAACACUUGACCUGAAUGAUAGUCAUCACUACACUCCUGGAAAUAGGUCAGAGUUUAAUAAGCUGCUUCGUCUCCGUUCUGUAUCUGAGCCAGAGCUCGUUGAAAGAAUGUUUUUAGACCUUUUAUUGUCAAUGUAUUCAGCAGAGUUUCAAAUCUUUUAUCGAGGUGAUGUUUCCUGAACGACGGAUGCUGCUCUGCGUUCAUGAUAACACUAAUGAACACCUGCCGGCUGCCUAGUACCACCACAGUCUGACCUGUUAGGAUGGAGGCGUAGCAGAGCAGCAACACCUUCAGCACUGAAUGCAUCCUGUGAAGACACAGGCAGAGUGUAGGUUGCCCAUGUUUUAGCUCUGCACUCUGCAAUUUUACUUAUUGGUUCUUCAUAGAACCAUUUUCAUUUUAAAUGCAACAUUGGGCAAAGUAAAAAGUAAUCAAGUAAAGUCAUUUAUUACCUCAUAUAAAUUAUAGUCACAUUAUUUAUUACACUCUCUCUCAAAAGCAGUUAAGUCAUUAGAAUAUUACCCUUUACAGUUAGAAGUGACACCACAACAAUCAUUUCUACACACAGUCCAAAAUUAGUCAACAGAUUCAGCUUAUAACAGCUGUUUGUUUGUAUACUGGAGUAUAGUAACAAAAAAUAAUUUCCCCCUGGAAUUAUUAAAGUAUUUCUGAUUCUGAAAACAUCAUUAAACAUAAAAACUCCAUAGAGCUGCAACUGUGGCUUAAAGAACUCUUUUUUUUUUUGCAUUCAGUUCCCCAAAGAACCUCAGACAGAAAAAAAAGGAGUGUCGAGCUGCAUCGAUUAGUCCCUUAGUUGUCAGCUAUUACAUUAAUUGUCAACAAUUUUAAUCAUUUUUUAAUCAUUUUCAGCUUUUUUUUUUUUUUUUUUUGAGUAAAAAGUCCAACUUUUCUGAUUUCAUCUCCUCAGAGGUGAAUAUUUUCUAGUUUCUUUAGUCCUCCAUAACAGUAAAAUAAAAAUCUUUAGAUUGUGGACAAAAAAAAAAGACAUGUGAGGACAUCAUCUUGAGCUUUGGAGAAGCACUGACUGACAUUUUAUAUAAUUUCAUGGACCAAACAUUAAAGAAGAAUGGUUAGUUGCACCAUCUUCCUGAUCCCUCGCCAACAAUUCUGUCAUUGUUCUUCAUGGCAUGUCUAGGACAAGAUGAAUUGUUCAAACACUUUUAAAAAGAGCUUUCAGUUUAUCACAGCAGCCUGUUUAAUGAGUCACCUGAGAGGUAACGAAAUCAUUUCACAAUCUUGACCUAUGUUUUGUUUUGGGGUAAUAAGGCUCCAUAGAAACGUGUUGCCAAAUACACACACUCACGUCAAUAUACAGAACUCUUUUGAUAAAGUAUUAAAGUCAUCUUAACAUAAUUAUUAGAGUAUUCUACUGAUCUGGAGCUGUUUCUGAGGAGCUGGAGGUGAGUGUACAGCUGUAUAUAGGAGCACUGGAGAAGUCUCACCAUAGACGGGCUAAGCACCAAAACUCGACACACACACAUGCAGUGCUUUACUUUUAACCCCAAAGUGACCGCCGAUGCUCUUGGAUUUUAACCUGCUUUUGAUUUUUGGAUUCUUUGUGUUGAUUUGAGACCGGAGGCUCCCUUAUUGCUCUAUUUUCACAUCUUUUGCACCUGCAACAUAACAGAGUGUCCUUCAUUGGAUAUUUAUAUAUAUAUAUAUAAAUAUAUAUAUAAAAAAUAUAUAUAUAUGAACAUAAAGCAGAUUUUUACUUCAACAAGGUGCCACUUCAUGCUGCUGUUUAUUUUCUCUUUUUUUGGACAGAACAAAGUAUUUUGCAGAAGUUGUGAUUAUUUAUGUUGGGCAGACCGUCUGUCGAUGACACACACACACACACACACACAGUAUGUGAAUGUUUUGGACUUCCAGUCUGCUUUUUCAGUUGUGUCUCUUGUCGUUUCUCUCUCUCUCUCUUUGGUUUACAUUACUUAGAAGAUACAGAGUAAAGAGCCUGAGGACACGACACAGAAUAGACAUUUUGCGUUUGAACGUGUCCUAGGUGGAGACGAAUCGGAGAAUAGCACAUGUACGAAGCAAUAAGUAGGACUUUGGAGCUCCAGGAUAUAAAAAGAAAUUUAAAAGAGAUGUAUAAACUGUAAAAAAAACAAAACAAAAAAAAACUAAUAAAACAAGAUAGCGUAAUUUAUGUACACACUGAAAAGAAGAGCGAAUAUUAUAACUAUAAGAGGUUAUUAUUAAUAUUAUUAGGGUCAAUAUGCAAAAAGUUCAUAUCCCAUCUGUUUUAUAUCAUGUGAAAUAAAUGUUGAUGUUCUU
Messenger RNA from Larimichthys crocea (large yellow croaker), 7446 nucleotides. RefSeq names its product pleckstrin homology domain-containing family A member 5. The transcript is spliced from 30 exons. The record is from RefSeq and is a predicted model, not a curated record. Gene Ontology annotation, molecular function: phosphatidylinositol-4-phosphate binding; phosphatidylinositol-3-phosphate binding; phosphatidylinositol-5-phosphate binding. Gene Ontology annotation, cellular component: cytosol. Bases 106 to 4593 code for a protein of 1495 amino acids. NCBI's taxonomy places the organism in Eukaryota, Metazoa, Chordata, Actinopteri, Sciaenidae.